This is a messenger RNA of Suricata suricatta (meerkat), 1104 nucleotides long. It is a transcript of the gene DGUOK, whose product is annotated as deoxyguanosine kinase. Gene Ontology annotation, biological process: nucleobase-containing compound metabolic process. The transcript has 7 exons. The record is from RefSeq and is a predicted model, not a curated record. Gene Ontology annotation, molecular function: deoxyguanosine kinase activity; ATP binding. The coding region runs from base 67 to 900 and encodes 277 amino acids. Gene Ontology annotation, cellular component: cytoplasm; mitochondrion. NCBI's taxonomy places the organism in Eukaryota, Metazoa, Chordata, Mammalia, Carnivora, Herpestidae.
CAGCGGUGCGGGGGGCGGAAGUGCUAUCCGAGGAAGUGAUAUAUAGCUGCGCGAGUCGUGGGUGGGAUGGCCACGGGUCAGCUCCUUCGAAGGCUGUUGCGAGCACCUUCCGGUUCCAUGGCUCAGAGCCGAGUCGGUGGCGUGUCCCCCUCCAGGGGCUUGCACGCGGAACGCGGGCCUCGAAGGCUCUCCAUCGAAGGAAACAUUGCUGUGGGAAAGUCCACCUUUGUGAAGUUACUCACGGAAACUUACCCAGAGUGGCACAUAGCUACAGAACCUGUAGCAACAUGGCAGAAUGUCCAGGCUGCUGGCACCCAAAAAGCCUACACUGCCCAGAGGGUUGGAAACUUGCUGGAUAUGAUGUACCAGGAACCGGCACGAUGGUCCUACACAUUCCAGACGUGUUCUUUUAUGAGCCGCCUGAAAGUACUACUGGAGCCCUUUCCCGAGAAACAAUCACGACCCGAGAAGGCGGUCCAGAUCUUUGAGAGGUCCGUGUACAGUGACAGGUAUAUCUUUGCAAAGAAUCUUUUUGAAAACGGUUCCCUCAGUGACAUCGAAUGGCAUAUCUAUCAGGACUGGCAUUCUUUUCUCCUGCAGGAAUUUGCCCCCCGUGUCAGAUUACAUGGCUUCAUCUACCUCCAGGCUACCCCCCAGGUGUGCUGGAAGAGACUACACCAAAGGGCCAGGGAAGAGGAGAAAGGAAUUGAGCUGGCGUAUCUGGAGCAGCUUCACGGUCAGCACGAGGCCUGGCUUAUUCACAAGACAACCAGGCUCCACUCUGAGGCUCUGCUGAACGUUCCAGUGCUGGUAUUGGAUGUCAAUGAUGAUUUUUCUGAAGAAGAAACCAAACAAGAAGAACUCCUAAAAAAGGUAAACAGCUUUGUAAAUAAUCUGUAACCAAUACUGAGACAUUCUGGCUGUGAUCCAGGCAGUCUGACUCUCUAAAGCUGGAAAAGUCCCAAGUCGUGCACCUUCCCAUCGCCUUUUACCCCUAGCGUGCUCUGACACUCAGGUGCAUGGUUUGGGUUAGCCUGCAACUUUGUAGUCUUUUAUAUCUUAUAGACUUCUAAAAUAAAGUGGAAGUUUUGCUUAUUCUGCUAA